AUGGAUUCAUCUCACACUACUACCCUGCUAUAUCGAAAUUAUGCCACGAACCUCCCCUCCCCCCUAAUUAGCGACAAUUAUGACCCCGACAGCAACAAACAAGAAUCAGGGAAAUUGAGGCUGGUCAUAGUGACAGUGCCAUCGCAUCCGAAGUCUCUCCAGUCACCUGAUCCCCGACAGCGGCUACUCGUGUCCUCAGUUGCAUCGAAUAAGUCCCCUUGGAGACUCUCUCGUGGAAAAGCACUCGUCGGCGUCAGAGACAAUCGCUGCCAGUUGUUGCCGCGCCAACACCAGGGAGAGGCUGUUUCUCCUCCGUCUGGCCGCCAUCACACUGCCCGCCGUUGCAACACCACAAUAAAAAUGAAUAAAGAAAACGAGGUCUUAAAAGAUCUGGUGAGGGCAGACUUAGCUAAUUCCACUGCUGCCUCCAAUCUCGCCUUCAAUGAAAAGGUGAAGGGAAUGAUAAGAUCCGGAAGGAAGGUUUACCACUUUGCCUUCGGUCAGUCUCCGUUCCCCAUUCCUCCAUGCUUAGUAAGGGCCAUGCAGGAGUAUGCCCACGUACACGACUAUUUGCCCAUGACAGGCAUUCCCGAGCUGCGAGAAGAGCUUGUCAAGUUCCACGCUCGUUACGACCACCUCGACCUCAACGGAGAGAGCAUGGUGGUUGGGCCUGGCAGCAAGGAACUCAUCUACCUCACCAUGGCGACUUUUAGCGGAGAGAUCCUUCUUCCCGCCCCCGCCUGGACGACCUACGCCCCCCAGGCUCGGCUCGCAGGGAAGGAGACCAGGAUCCUGCAGACGGACAGGGCCAAGGGCUGGAAACUGACGCCGGAGGUCCUGGAGGAGGCGGGGCGGCGAGGGACGUCGAAGAAGCUGCUCAUCUUGACUAAUCCUGGGAAUCCUACUGGGACUUGCUACAAGGAGGAGGAAUUGAAGGCGCUCAGCUCAGUGUGUCGCCGCCACGGGAUCCUUGUCCUGAGCGACGAGAUUUACGCCCGACUCACCUUCGACAGGAAAUACUCGUCCAUGGUGAAGUGUUACCCCGAAGGCACUAUCCUGACGUCAGGCUUCAGCAAAUGGGCGUCGGCAGGAGGAUGGAGGCUCGGGUACGCCCACUUCCCGCCCGCCACGAAGCCGCUCAUGGAGGCCGUCAGGAAUGGGGCGUCGCACACCUACUCCUGCGCCCCCGCGCCCAUGCAGUACGGCGUGGCCAAGGCGCUGCGAGAGCACAAGGAGGAGCUCGACCGAUAUAUGACAGACUGUAGCAGGAUACUGGGAGCGGUGGGGAGCUUCUGCCACAGAGAACUCUCCAGCGUGGGCGUGGGCGGGAGUGUGAGUGAAGCAGGAUAUUACUUCAUGCCAGACUUCGAGGUGGUGCGGGCGGGUCUCCGAGCUCGAGGCAUGACGUCGGGCGACCACAUGUCCAAGGCGAUGUUGGAGGAAGCUGAUGUGGCCGUAAUGUCCGCCCACGCUUUCCUACGCCCACCGGAGGAAUUCACGACCCGCUUCUGCUUCGUUUGUUUCGACGGUUCGAACGCCCUCGAGGCCGCCCAGGGAAAGCCGGCGUCCGAAACCCUUGGCGACGACUUCGUUCGCCAGUAUUGUUCUCCAGUCGUCGAGGGUGUUGAGCGGUUGAAGUCUUGGGUUGUGAAGCAUACUGUCUGAUGUGGAUUUUUGGUUUUCCUCUUUCUUUCUUUCUUUCUUUCUUUUUCUUCUUUUUGUCUUUGGGUUUACUUUUAUGUUCGGUUGUCUUCUUGAGGUUUCUUUGAUUUGGUCUGUCUGCUCGGCUCUCUCUCUCUCUCUCUCUCUCUCUCUCUCUCUCUCUCUCUCUCUCUCUCUCUCUCUCUCUCUCUCUCUCUCUCUCUCUCUCUCUUCUCUCUCUCCUCUCUCUCUCUCUCUCUCUCUUCUCUCUCUCUCUCUCUCUUCUCUCUCUCUCUAUCUCUCUCUCUUCUCUCUCUCAUACUUAUCCUUCCAUCAUCAGAUCAUUCCUUUUCUUUCAAACUAACAAAUUUAUUAAGGUUAAUGUACUGUAUUGCCUGUCAAUAAAGAACAUACAAUUCUUCCUUUUAA
Molecule: messenger RNA, 2070 nt
Organism: Penaeus vannamei (Pacific white shrimp)
Lineage: Eukaryota; Metazoa; Arthropoda; Malacostraca; Decapoda; Penaeidae
Source: RefSeq, a predicted model, not a curated record